AUGCCUGUUGAAAAAGUUGAAGCUUAUAGAGCUUUUAUGAAGCAUGUUAAAGCCCUACAAGUCAAUGUGCCAUUUGUAGAAACGAUGCUAAAAACACCUAAGUACUUCAACUUACUAAAGGGUAUCUUUGCUGCUAGGAAAGAUUUGGCUGAAGUCGUGGAAAUAAUAUUGAGUGAGUUACUCGAAAAGAAGGGCGAUCCGAGGAGUAUCAUAAUUCCCUGCCAAUUUGGAAAUGCAUUUGUCACUCAAGCGUUGACCGAUUCGGGUGCAAGCAUCAAUCUGAUGCCUUUCUCUUUCUUCAAGAAACUGAAUUUACCGGAGCUAAGGCCGGUAAACAUGAAGAUCCAUUUGGCAGAUAAGACGACAAUACAUCCAUGA
Lactuca sativa (garden lettuce) is the source of this 378-nucleotide messenger RNA. RefSeq lists its product as uncharacterized. The record is from RefSeq and is a predicted model, not a curated record. Lineage: Eukaryota; Viridiplantae; Streptophyta; Magnoliopsida; Asterales; Asteraceae.